CUGGGGGUCCUCAAGAUUCUUUUCAGGGUUCUACUUUGUGUCACAAUAGCUUUUUCUUUUUUAUAUUUCCCAACCCCUCCUUUAAAUCUGCUUUCCAGAUGGAUCUGCUAGGAAAGCCCACCUGGAUGUGUUCACUGCUGCUGAGUCUUUGCAUUGGAUUUACUUUCUGCUCCAAAAAGGCUGCUACCCCUAGGAGACAAGAACGACUGGGACCCCCACUGGACAUCAAUCUUGAAGCCAUAAACUGCACAGCAUUCAGUGUACAAUGGAGAAUGCCCCGGCAACAUGCAAGCACCAUUAAUGGCUAUACUGUUUUCUACACGGAGGUAAUUAACAGUAAACAUGUGAAACAGCUAACUCAGGAUGUUCCCCUUAAAUUGGAUAUGUUGAACUUGGGGCAACUAGAUGCAGUGGAAACAUUUAAAGUUGUCCUUGGUGGCCUCCAGUCAGGGACUCUGCAUCGGGUUAGCGUUGGAGCCUACAGCUGGGCAGGAAAGGGAAGAGCCAGCAUGCCAAGAGAUGUGUCCACUUUAUCCCAAGAUAAGUGCCAAGUACCUGACCCCCCAGCCCAGCCCCAGCUUGUGGUUGUGUCGGAUGUGGAGGUCGCUAUUUCCUGGAAACCGGGUGCCAGAGAGGGCAGCUCACCCAUUCAGUACUAUACUUUGGCAUAUACAAGGCCAGAUCUGGUCAGUGAUUGGGUUGCCAUAACAGAGCGGGUGCAGAUGGACUCGAUGGUUCUGAAAGGAUUAAUUCCCGACACCAAAUACCAGUUUGCGGUGAAGGCAGUGAACGCCUUUGGAGAAAGUUUACUCAGCAUUCCUAGCGAAGUUAUCAGGACAUUCCGCACAGACGAACUGGGAUCUGGAGGCUACAUUCACAGUUAUGUCACAGAGCCUAAGAUAGGUGACGACAACGGAUAUGACAUUGAUGAUUCCGAUUAUGAUAUCUAUAUUGAUGACGUGAAGCCACUUACUUCGAACAAAGAGGGCAACAAAAAGUUUGUUAUCGAAACCAAAGGGACACCUGGGACAUAUACUAAGAUAGUUCCUUUAAGAACUACCACCACUUCAUCACCAGUGAAAUCCGCCACUACCAGAAAGACAUGGCUAACCACUCCCACAACAACAAGCACCACCCCCUUACCUGCGACCACCACAGUAAGAGCAACUGCCAAACCCACCAGGAGAGUCAGUGUGAUGUCUCCUCCUCGGCUGUUUGACCUGACUUGUGAGGAAACGGUUUGCCCUUUGGACAGCUUCUGCCUUAAUGACUAUGAUCGCGGAGGCUCACGGUGCCACUGUAAUCUUGGAAAAGGAGGGGAGACUUGUGAGGAGGAUAUUAACGUACAAUAUCCUCAAUUUUAUGGCCACUCCUACAUGACCUUUGAACCGCUGAAGAAUUCAUACCAAACAUUUCAGAUUACUGUGGAAUUCAGGGCUCAAGGUGAUGAUGGCUUACUGCUCUACUGUGGUGAAAAUGAAUAUGGCCGCGGAGACUUCAUGUCAGUGGCCAUAAUUCGCAGGAGUGUACAAUUCCGCUAUAAUUGUGGUACUGGGACUGCUAUUAUUACAAGUGACAGCAAAAUCAAACCAGGUACCUGGCAUGUUGUGACAGUGUACAGAGAAGGUCUGAACGGGUGGAUUAAGCUUGAUAACAGCACUCCCGUGUCCGGGAAAUCUCCGGGUCAGUACAGUAAGAUCACCUUUCGAACUCCCUUAUACCUGGGUGGGGCACCAAGUUCUUACUGGCUGGUGAAGUCAUCAGGGACCAACCGGGGAUUUAAAGGCUGCAUCCAGUCCCUGUCUGUAAAUGGAAGAAACAUUGACAUGAGACAGUGGCCACUCGGAAAGGCACUCAGCGGGGCUGAUGUUGGUGACUGCAGUAUUGGGGUGUGUGAUAAAGUUUCCUGUGUCAAUGGAGGAACCUGUACAUCGAGGUCAGCUGACUCCUACAUGUGCCUUUGUCCUAUAGGAUUCCAGGGCCGUCACUGCGAGGAAGCUUUCAUCCUGGCUAUCCCUCAGUUUAAUGAGUCAAGCCGCUCCUUCGCUUUGACAAGGUGGCCAUUUGAACCUCACCAUUACCUUUCCUUCAUGGAGUUCGAUAUGACCUUCCGGCCAGAUUUAGAAGAUGGGACCAUUCUCUACAGCUAUGACACAGAUAGCAAAGAUUUCAUUUCCAUCACCAUGGUGAAUGGUUAUGUGGUAUUAAGGUUUGACUGCGGAUCUGGAACAGCCGUGAUAAGAAGCGAGAAGCCGGUAAGCCUGGGCCAGUGGCAUGAACUGCGAGUUUCUCGGACAGCUAAGAAUGGCUUGCUACAAGUGGACAACCAGAGACAAGUAGAGGGAAUGUCUGAGGGGGGAUUUACCCAGAUAAAGUGUAACCCCGACAUCUACAUUGGGGGAGUUCCUGAUUAUGACACAGUGAAGAAGAACUCCGGUGUAAUGCGACCAUUCAGUGGCAGCAUUCAGAAACUUAUACUAAAUGACAGGAUCAUGAAUCUGGUGACUGGCUUGGUUUUUGGAGUAAAUAUGGUCAAUGCAGCCCAUCCCUGCGCCAAUGCACCCUGUGCCAACAGUGGAAGUUGUAGACCCAAACAUGACAGCUAUGAAUGUGACUGUCCGCUGGGAUUUGAUGGCAAGAAUUGUCAGAAAGAAUGUGGAAAUUACUGCUUUAAUAUCAUUACAGAAGCCAUUGAAAUCCCGCAGUUUAUUGGACGCAGUUAUCUUAUAUAUGACAGCCGAGAAAUUCUUAAACGAGUUUCUGGAUCUCGUACAAACAUCUUCAUGAGAUUUAAGACAACCGUGAAGGAUGGACUGCUCAUGUGGAGAGGCGACAGCCCCAUGAGACCAAACAGUGACUUUAUUUCACUGGGCCUUCAGGAAGGGACUAUAGUUUUUAGCUACAACCUGGGCAGUGGAAUGGUCUCCAUAAUGGUGAAUGGAACAUUCAAUGAUGGACGUUGGCACCGGGUCAAGGCUGUGCGGGAUGGACAAUCGGGAAAGGUGACAGUGGAUGACUAUGGUGCCAGAACAGGAAAAACUCCAGGAUUGAUGCGACAGCUAAACAUUAAUGGGGACCUCUAUGUUGGUGGAAUGAAGGAGAUUGCCCUACACACAAACAGACAGUACGUUGGAGGCCUCAUAGGUUGCAUCUCUCACUUCACCCUCUCCACUGACUACCAUGUGUCACUGGUGGAAGAUGCAUCGGAUGGGAAAAACAUCAACACUUGCGGAGCAAAAUAGGAAUGAACACUAACGUGCUUGAAGCCACUCGAGGAACAAAGAAGACUUUGCACUGUAAGGACAAUCUGCAAUCCGUGUCAUUCCAAAUAUGUUUCAAGAACAACCACAACCAAAAAAGAAUCUACCAGAUGUUUCUGUUUGUAGGAAAAGAAAACUUGAACUAAUUUCUAAAGUCUCCAGUAGUGUGGGAUUCAGAAUGUGACUAACGAGAGAUAUGUGUGCCUUUCUCUC
This is a messenger RNA of Nanorana parkeri, 3473 nucleotides long. It is a transcript of the gene EGFLAM, whose product is annotated as EGF like, fibronectin type III and laminin G domains. Gene Ontology annotation, molecular function: protein binding; calcium ion binding. The coding region runs from base 99 to 3242 and encodes 1047 amino acids. Lineage: Eukaryota; Metazoa; Chordata; Amphibia; Anura; Dicroglossidae. The transcript is spliced from 24 exons. The record is from RefSeq and is a predicted model, not a curated record.